Clonostachys rhizophaga is the source of this 1005-nucleotide messenger RNA. The record is from the annotation of a GenBank genome assembly. NCBI's taxonomy places the organism in Eukaryota, Fungi, Ascomycota, Sordariomycetes, Hypocreales, Bionectriaceae.
AUGCAGGAUAUCCAAAUGGGAAAUGCUGAACUGGAAUCGUUCUUCAAACCCGACUUCGAGGCUAGACUGUCUGAUAUCUUUGUUACAGAAUCAGCCUCUUGCAAGGUGGGUGUUGUCUGCUUGCAGAAAGCUCCAAAACAGCCCACUGCCGACCUCCAAAGCCCAAAUCAAAAUAGCGAGAAAAGCUUUGUCACAUGGGUGUCUACACUCGCUCAUUUAAAGACUGCCUUAGAGUCACAAGCCGCGGCGAAGUCGAGAAUGAUAAUCUUGCACCGCAAAACCUCCUGGAGUCGGGUCAGCAUAACAUAUGAAAUGUUUCAAGCCGUCUACGCACUUGGCUGUACUCCCCACUUUCUGAGAAUCCUUCUCGGGUUUAUUGACCGAGUUGCUACCAAAGAUGAGGACUGUAUCAGCUGUUAUCGCGGCUUUACCUCCCCUACUCAAAUACUAACAAACCAGCCGGAAACCCAGUCAUCUGGGUCUGCUGACUCUCUAACUGCGUCCACUUGUUUUCUUUGCUACAAUAUUCGGUACAUGGAGCUAAAUCAUCGCAAGAACAGUGAUCCAUGGUCUUGCCGACAAUCUGCCAUUUCGCAACAGUAUAGCUUCAGCACAAAGGCAUCUACAUGGAUCAUUGUACAGCCUCCAAUGAAGUUUUCUCAGAGCGUAGAGAAGAAUAGUAUCGGCCAAGAGUUUCAUCCCAUGGCCCAGCAUGUAUGGUAUAUGACGGCUGGAAUCUCUUGUUGGAGAGAGUAUCUUGAGUACUUUGCGACCGAACUUCGCCGCCUUCAUACUAAUAUUCUUAUGUUUCGGGGACAAGAGACCACUCUGCACAACGAGAUGAGGCUCACCCAAAUUGUACAGUCCGAGUCACUCGAGACUAGUACUAUGGUGUCAAUCGCUAGCAAGACUUACAACGAUUCUCGAACGAUGAGGACUAUGAUGAUGGUGACACUUUUCUAUCUCCCCGCCAAUCUAGUUCUGUACGAGUUUAGUCUGGUUUGA